Molecule: messenger RNA, 1532 nt
Organism: Mugil cephalus (flathead mullet)
Lineage: Eukaryota; Metazoa; Chordata; Actinopteri; Mugiliformes; Mugilidae
Product: arylamine N-acetyltransferase, pineal gland isozyme NAT-10-like
Exons: 2
Coding region: 137-1030 (297 amino acids)
Molecular function (GO): acetyltransferase activity
Source: RefSeq, a predicted model, not a curated record
AGCGCCUCUAGCGGUGAUACUCGGGCUCAUAUCUACAAGCCACCGAUGGGAACGUAGCUCGCUAUCGCCUGAUGCCUGGUUUUACAAUCAGUUAUAAAGUGUAACAACUACUACUAGAACAACCCGGCAGCUAGAUAUGUCACAGCACAAAGGAGAGAUGAACUUGAAGGACUACUUCAAAAGAAUUGGUUUCCAUGGCCCCUAUGAUCAGCCUGAUCUUGCAACUCUGAAGCUGAUCCACAGACAUCACGUCAUGUCCAUCCCCUUUGAGAACCUCAGCAUUCACUGUGGGGAGAGGAUCGUCAUGGACCUUGAGGUGAUCUUCAAUAAGUUAGUGAGGAGCAGCCGUGGAGGUUGGUGCCUUGAGAACAACUUCCUUUUUGGCUGGGUGCUGAGAGAAAUGGGCUACGACACAACAACACUGAGUUCAAGAGUGUUCAACAGUAUUCUCAAUGACUUUGGCCCCCUUGACUCUCAUCUCAUUCACAAGGUCAUCAUUGAUGGGAAGCCUUAUAUAGCGGAUGUAAGUUUUGGAGUGUCAUCCCAAGUGUGGGAGCCCCUGGAGCUCAUCUCUGGAAAGGACCAACCUCAGGCAGCAGGUGUCUUUCGUCUCAUAGACAGGGGGGACAUCUGGGUGAUGGAGAAGACUGGCAGAAAGCCACAGGUUGUUAAUCCAGAAUUUACCAAAUCAAGUCUGGUGAACAGGAAGGAGACGAAGCAGAUCUACUGCUUCACCUUGGAGCCCCGCGAGCCAGCUGAUUUCUUUGAGAACAACCACAAACUCCAGACGGACCCUGCUUCACUGUUCACCAACAAGUCCAUCUGCUCUUUACAAACAGCCACAGGAUUCAAGGCCUUGAUUGGCUGGACCUACAGUGAGGUCACGUACAAGCCAGAAGAAGGUGUUGAUGUCUUAGACAUGAGGGACGUAGCAGAUGAGGAGAUAGGUCAGAUACUGAGGGAGCAGUUCAAUGUAGAGCUGCAGAAUAAACUAAAGCCUGUGAGCAACAAGUCAUGGUACACUCUCUAGAAAGAAAUCUUGCAUACCAUGCGUCAAACAGUAUCAACUCUUUGUAUUAAAUAGUUUUAAUAGUGUCACCAUACGAGGACUGAAAGACACGGACGAUUAAUAAAACAUAUGUUUUGCAAAUGUAAAGAAGAUGUAGUGAAGAUGUAGACAUAAUUAAAAGAGGCUUUCAUCCCUGUGUUCUAAUACUUGGCCUUACGCUAAAUAUAGAAGAUCAAACACAAUAGAAAUUAUACAUACGGCCUCACAGCAGCACAGCAGAAGGACCUGCAGUAGUGCUCCUUCACAUGGCAAAGGUGAAACAGUUGGCGCUGCCCAGUGCUGUUACAGCGCAAUGAAGGGACUGGGAUUUGUUUUCCAUCAGACAUGACAGCUUUGCUAUCAUCCUCCAAUCACCCACCACCUUCAUAGGCUCAAGAAAGCAGUCCAGAAUAGGACCGGCCUUCUUCGCCUCAAUGUUCAGUCUCUUUUUGUCUCUUUUUCUCUUUUUCCCACCCGUGCAUAU